Molecule: messenger RNA, 1285 nt
Organism: Paramecium pentaurelia
Lineage: Eukaryota; Ciliophora; Oligohymenophorea; Peniculida; Parameciidae
Source: the annotation of a GenBank genome assembly
AUGAGUUUAACAAUCCAUAGUUUAUCAUAUGCAGCAUCAUUGAUAAAGCCUGUGCACAUCAUAGAUGUAAUUCAUUAAAUUCUAUUUUUAGUUAUAUGCUAAAUCUUGCGUUAACGUUGGGGAAUGUUGUGCAUGCUCAAAAACAGGUUAUUGUACCUCAAAUCAUACAUGUGCUUGUACAGCAACUUAAGGAGGUGAACAAUAUGGUUAAACUUGUUUAUUGAACUCAACUGAAAACGCUGCUGUUGAAAAAUAGUUAGUAAGUGGAGCAGAUGAGUCAUAAAUAGCAAGGUUACUGUGAUGAUAUAUUUUUAGUUUUUCUGUUAUCUAGGUUUAUGAUUUAUUGAAUAGAAAUUCUACUUUGACAUUUAAACAAUUAAAUGCCUUAUAUGAAUUAGGCAAAUCUAUAGCUAAAAAUAGUGUAUAGUAAAGUGAAAUCAAUUGGUUUUUAAGAAGCAUAGAAUACAUGACAUAGAAAUUAAAAACAAUUAAAACAUUAGAAACAAGUGCUCUUUAGACUUUUUAAAUAUAAAUAAUUGAUUUAAUUAGAUCCUUAAUGUUCAAAUAUAUUGAUUUGGAUUCAUAAAAGAAUGUGAUUUACUUUGAAUAAGGAUAUUUUAGUGCUAUUAUUGCUAAAUGGAAAGAUACAAGUAUAUUAUAUUUUGAUUUCUAAUAGUAAGUUAUACUAAUAUGAAAAUAAAUUAAAAAUAAAUAAAAUCAGCUUAAUGUGAAUACAAAUUCAAAUCUGUAUUAAUAAAGGUAUUAUAUAGAGAUUUAUCAUAGUAUAAACUAGUGCUGGCUGUUUCUAAUGAUAUGUUAGAUUCAUUUCUAAAUUCGACAUUUAUUUACAAUUCUACUGUCACUUAUUGUUAAUUUAUGGAUAAAUAUGGAGAAAUCUAUUUCCCUCCUUCCUCUGAGUUUCAUUAUUGGCAUUAUGUUCCAAAUUAUGAUUAUGAGCCAUUGCUGAAAAUGUAAGAUGUUAUUGGUCUUGGAUGCUUUUAAGUAUCCAUUUUUAUAAUUAAUCUAGAUAAAACAAUCUAAUUCAGUUUAUAGUUUGGAAUACAACAAUUAAGGAUGCUAAUACAAAUAAAUAACUACCUCAAGACCAGUACCUUAUUGUUAAUGUAACGAACCUGGAUUUACUUUUGUAUAGAUUUUGUGGAGUGAUACAAAAAUUACUUAGCUUGCUUUGGCUGCACAAGCAUAAAGUUUAAAUUAAUAAUAAACAGAAACUUAAGGGCAAUUAUUGAUCCUUAUAUAUUUGAUUAUAUAUAUUUUAUUAUGA